Macrobrachium nipponense is the source of this 2556-nucleotide messenger RNA. RefSeq names its product bursicon-like (gene Burs). Bases 96 to 539 code for a protein of 147 amino acids. Lineage: Eukaryota; Metazoa; Arthropoda; Malacostraca; Decapoda; Palaemonidae. Gene Ontology annotation, biological process: animal organ morphogenesis. The transcript has 4 exons. Gene Ontology annotation, molecular function: BMP binding; receptor ligand activity. The record is from RefSeq and is a predicted model, not a curated record.
CUCAGUGCCAGAGGCAUUCCCGUAGCAGUUGGGUUCUAAAAACAACCACCUAACCGUCUGAGCCAGUGACCUGAAAACCAGACGUCAGCGAGAAAAUGUCAGCAACAAUGACGAGCGCCGUCAGCCUUCUCUUGUUUUUCACUUGGACCCUGAUGUCAGGCGUCACCAGAGGGGACGAAUGUUCCCUGACGCCCGUCAUCCACAUUCUCUCGUAUCCUGGAUGCAACUCAAAGCCCAUCCCAUCCUUUGCUUGCCAGGGAAGAUGCACAUCCUACGUUCAGGUUUCCGGCAGUAAAAUCUGGCAGACGGAAAGAUCCUGCAUGUGUUGUCAAGAAUCAGGAGAAAGAGAAGCUACGGUGACCCUCAACUGUCCCAAAGCAAGAGUUGGUGACCCAAAACGCAGAAAGGUUCUCACCCGAGCUCCAGUAGACUGCAUGUGUCGACCAUGCACUGACAUCGAGGAAGGAACUGUGCUUGCGCAGGAGAUCGCAAACUUCAUAGCCGAUGACCCCAUGGCUCACGUUCCAUUCCUAAAAUAGCGCUCGCCGCCCCUCCCCUCCGACUAGGAUUUCCUUUAUUAUCCUUUUGCAAAUGGUAAUCUGUUCUUGUAAAAUUAUAACAAAUAUUCCGCACUGCUGGAGGUAAUAGUGCUGUUGAAGUAUAUGUCGGUAAGUUGUACGUUAUUAAUUCAAAAGGUUUUGCCCUUGUCUCUAUCCAUCUAUUUAUGUUCGUUCUUCCUAUAGCGACCGUUUUGUUAAUCAGAAGUUACUGAAUUUACAUUUAAUUAGGGUACUUCCCUUUCACUUGAGACCUUUCAUUAAUCGUCUUAAAACCGACUGCAUUUUAUACUGAAAGCAGAAAUGAUGCACAAUAACACAACCGCGUCCCUUCUGUUUCAUCGUCGUUUUGAGUUAGUCUUAGCGCAAAAAAAAAAAAAAAAAAAAAAAAAAAAAAAAGUUGUAGAGGCCAAGGUCUCUUACUACAAAUUACUCAUUCAACAGUCUUCCCGAAAAGAGGGAGUAAAUAAUUUUUUCCUCUUGAGAAAAUAUAAAUAACUUAAGGAUUUCCAGCGAAACCGGAAAAAUAAGAUUUCUAUUUCUUUUAAUUUCUUGUAUACGUGAAUCAUACGCUGACGACUUGGCCUGGUUUCCGACCUCGUUAAAGAAAGUCACGACUUUCAUCAUUUGAAAACGUCACACAUAUAAGGCAGCAGUAGCAACAGUAACGUCAAUGAAAGUGAACGUGAUGGAGAAGUGACGACAUGAGUCGAGAAACAAGGUCUCAGUUGCAGGACAGAAGUGGGGGCCAUCGAUCGUAAAAUUUUUCGGGAAUGUCCUUCCGGAUUGUAUUUACACAUUGGAACACCCCUGUCCAGUUUUGAAGUUCUAUUUAUUUUUUCCUAAUAAAACACAUUUCAAGAUCUGGGGGAUUGGAGGCAUAUCUAACUUGAAAGAAUUUUUAUCUACUUUAAAAGUAAAUAACUCAUAAAAGUUUUGACCUCGACCUUCAUUUCCCUAAUUACCACUGACCAACCUAUCUGUUUGUUCCUUUUCACUUGUCCUCUAGUCAUAUUUUUGCCGAGGGAAAUCCUUAAAUAAAUCAGUGCCUUUAUACAAUUAUAUACUAUGUUUCAGUAGAGUAAUAUCUAUCAUCAGAGUACUAAAGAUAUUACCUAACAAGCAAAAAGUUCUUACAAUUUGUGAUGUAUAUUGAUUGAUAUGAUCAAGAGUUUGUCCUUUUUAGUUGUUCCUGGACUUGUGAUUACGGUUCUUUAUCGACAGCAUGGAUGUAGAAAUCAGAAAUUACACUGGGUUUACCACCAAUAAGAUAAAACGGCAUUUCUAGUCAGUAAUAGGCCUAACCGUAAUUUCUCAAAGCUAAACGGCAACAAAACAAGAAGACAACAGUAACGUUCCAGGAAAUAGGGUUUAAAGGUUUAAAAGAAUGGAACACCUGAGCUAAAGUCUUUAAAUGCACGACCUCAAUAUUUCGACAGGUUAUUGGUUAUGUCCAGGAGUGUCAAACCAAGAAUGCUUUUUAGGAAAAUGUUCAAUUUUUCAAUUCAUGUUCGAAUUUAGGGUAACGAUGGACAAUGCUAUACUUGGGGCUUAGAGCUUAAAUGCAGUCACUUCAGAAAUGAUAUUGAUCCAUUUUGAAAUAAUGUAAGUAAGUUUUAAAGACACAUCGAAUAAUCUUCUUUCAAGUAAUUUCAUCAAUACAGCAAUGUGGAGAAACCACUGGGGUUAUAUUUGCUUAAUAACAACUCAAGACAAAAGCUGGCAUAAUACGCUGUUUCUGAAUUUUGGUAUCAGUUUUUUAAACCAAUUCAGAACAUUUAAGAUAAACAAACACUCAUCUUAGGACUGUAGAUAAUGAAUGUAUUCUGCGUAAAGUACUAAUGUUUAAACAUCUCAGAGCACUAACUGUUUCGGAUUGUUACAUAGACUUAAAUAUCUUUCAUGCGUUUCGUGAUACAUACUACUAUUUUCAUAAGAAUGUAUUCAGUGUGACAUUAUACAUAUUGACUGGUAAUGACAAAAUAAAAGGAUAAUUUAU